Messenger RNA from Saccostrea cuccullata (small rock oyster), 562 nucleotides. Its product is annotated as fibroleukin-like. The coding region runs from base 188 to 562 and encodes 124 amino acids. The record is from RefSeq and is a predicted model, not a curated record. Lineage: Eukaryota; Metazoa; Mollusca; Bivalvia; Ostreida; Ostreidae. The transcript is spliced from 4 exons.
GUAUUGAAUUAAGAAGAUUUUAUUAAUUGUAUAUUCGAUAUAAUUCCAUGAAAGAUUAUUUCUAUACAAUAUUUGUACAGCACUUCCCCGUGACUGCCAUGACUUUCAUCUUAAAGGUCAGAUAGUAUUCGGUGUUAACCAAAUUUAUCCUUUUGAUAAUACUACAUCAAUCAAUGUUCAAUGCAAGAUGGAGAACAAUGACGCAUGGACGGUUAUCCAGCAACGGCGGAGUGGAUUAAGUUUUCGUAGAAUGUGGACGGAGUACAAAAACGGAUUCGGCAAUGUGGAGGACUCCUAUUGGUUUGGAAAUGACGUAAUACAUCAACUUACCAAGGGAAGGAACUCCUCCCUCUACGUCUCCAUCACACUGACCAAUGGGACAAAGCUCUAUGAAUUAUACAAUCAGUUCUCUGUUGCUGAUGAAGCCAACAAAUACAGACUCUUUCUUGGAGGUCCAGCUACCGGGAUCCUGGGUGAUGCUAUGCUAGACACCGGCGAUCCUGAUGAAGAUCUGUCCGGGGUGGCGUUUUUCCGCCCCGGACGGAGACAACGACGGAUAUAA